AUGUUUGCCCCACCUCAACCCUCUUCGACUCCAGCCCAUGCCCGCGAUGAGAACACACCCUAUCGAUCAUCCUCCGUCGGCCUGCUUCAGGAACGUGUAAAAGCCUUGCAACGCGCUCCGUCACCCGCACCGCCAUUGAUGCCCGCUCUCGCACGCGGUCCUUCAACGAAGCCUCUGACCGCCCUCUCAGCGUCCCCAGCCACGACCCGACGACAACCCUUUACCGCCGUGACCAACGUCAUCAUCACAGACGGCUCGCCCCGCAGAAUUGCAAAACCUUCGUCGAGCGCAAGACCCUCGUUGCUGGUACAACUGCCGACGAGCGACCAUCAAGACCCGGACGACCACGCCGAAGCACGUGAUGCUCGCGACGGCGGCCACGGUUCGCAGUCCCAGCUCGACUUCGAUUCGAACGAGACCUCGAUCAUGCCAACCCCACCUAAUAGUCAAAGUCCUCAGCGAGCGGUGCCAAAGACCAGCAAAUCUCGACUGUCACAGGCGGCGGAAGCGGUUGCAGGAUCGUCCCGGCCGAGGCGCUCGAGCACUCAGGUCAGCAUGUUUUCGCCCAAAGAUGACGCAUUAUAUCUUUGCUGACCCGACCCAUUUUGCCUGUAGCUUCUUGCCCCACCUUCGACCACAGUAGAUCUCGAGACGAUUCAGGUCACCGCGGCUCACAAGACCAAACCCACCCGGCGGCGCAGCUCGACCUCGGCGUCACCACUCCCUUCGCCCCAAGCCGGUGCGACCAACCGCAGACGAUCGUCGGGUACAUCACGCGCUUCGCCCAAAUCAACGGCAACCACGUUCAAGACGACGCCGAGAGGCAAGGGAACGGGGGCGAAGCGACGGAGAAGCUCGUUUGUCCCCGUCCCGAGCGAAAUCUUGCCCGUCUCCGUCCACCACCACCCCGAGAGCGACAGCGACGACCCCAUCUUGCUCAAGGGCAGCGACGAGACACGCGGCAAAGGCGAAGGAAGACCUCGGAGCGAGAGCGUAGAUGUGCCAGCCGAACAAGCUUCGUGGCGAUCGCAGUCCACAUCAUCGAGGCUUAGAUCACGCACGAGCAGUGUGGCAAGGUCGCGACGAGUGUCAACCAAGGGCCAGCAGUAUAGCGAUGCCAGUCAGCUCGACAUCGAGGUCAGGCAGCUGUCCACAGUAUCACCAGAGCGUCAAACGCCGCGCGAAGCAGAGCCGUAUGAUUGGAACGACAUGGACUUGGUACCACUCGGAUCCGGCACCAUCGACGAAGGUCUCGGCAACGGAUUUGACGACAGUCAUGGGACCAAAGUCCAGGAGGAAGUAGAAGACUCUUCUGAUUAUGGCGGGAUGGAACACGACUGGAUCCCUGACGAGAUCGUCGAGCCGGUCAAUCGGUUCGACUUUCUCGCACUACGGGAUCAAGAGAGUGACGAGGAUGACGUCGAAGAUGAAAUUAUCGACCCGGCUGUCCACCAUGCCAAUGGACUUCGGGUGAACGAAGGCGACCAACCCCAGGCAACCGAAGAUGAUGGCAACGAGUACUUUGGUCUUGGGCGCGCGCCCAUGUCGCCUCCGCUCACGCAAUCACAGUCGCUGCGCAUCCCGACACCCCCUCCCGGAGCCGUCGAUUCCGAGAUCUCGCUGAGGGACCGCUCCACUUCGCCUCCCCGGAUUUUCUCCUCUCUCAAUCCUGCUCGUGUCGACCUCUCUUCGGAACCUUCAAUGUUCCUCGGGUCGCCCUUCAGCCAGCUGCCGAGCAUGCGACCGAGGUCGCGAGAUCCUUAUCACGACCCCAAACCCUCGACUGUCGGUGAUACGGUCUCGCCCAGUGGUGGAUCACCGGUCCGACAGAACUUGGCUGCGCGUCUUGCGGAACUGCUAUCUCCAGUGCGUAAGACGGCUAAGGUCGAGUCCGUCUCCCCGAUGCGACCGACCCCCGCCGUCUCCGCCGUCUCGCCCUCGACGGCUGAGCCUCUUGCAGCGGCUUCUUCGAGCGAACGUCCGACGGCCAUGCGAAGCGCCAGAGAAACGUCACUGAAUGUCAGCCGAACUGUUAGUCCGUUCUCGCAGAUAAAUGCGCUCUUGGCGACUACGCGGCCCUCUGCCGCCCCAGAGCUGCCGCCGUCUCCUGCGCGGGUCGAAGUCGAAGCCGAGGAGGAAGAGCAGGAGCAGGAAGAAGAGCGGUUCGAGGCUGCAGAGGAGCCCGCGCCACCGGUGCAGAGUUCAUCCGGUCCUACCUCCCGAAGCGACGCCAUGAGCCCGCUGAGCUUUCAGGAGGACGUCAAACCCGACGUCUUUUCGGCUGGCUUCACCCAUCGUCGCUCGCCCCUUUCCUCGUCUUCCCACGUGCCUCAAUCCGAAGACCUCGCUCCCGACGAACUGUCGACCUUGCCCUUGGAUCGCGCCGAAGGAUCGCCCAUGGAUCAGACGACUCCUACGCGGACCGCGUCGAACGCCGUCGACGUCCACAUGAGCAGCCCUUCGCCGAUUCGACCUGUGCUCUCCAGCCUUGCCGGCCUGUCCCCUCGGGCGGCCGAGUUGGCGUCUUCGACACCCGAGCGUCGCCACGCUUCCCCGAUUCGCACCCUGUACCAAUCGACUUCCAAGAUACCCGCGUCGGUCGAGCGAUUGCAGAGCAGCGGCAAGGUCCAAAGGGGGAUCGAUAUGUUGCGCCAAGUGCUGUUCGUCGGCGCGAGCAAGGUCUCAUCACCGCGUCUUGAACCCCACGCCGGCCCAUCUCGAUCGACUCCCGUCCCCUCGGCGCGUAGCACUCGAGCGUCGAUGACCUCUUCUCAAAGCAGCCACCGUGCGCCUCGACCUUCCCACCCGACUUUUCCGGUCGUCGAGAUCACUUCUCCGGAUCCGCAGGCUGCUGCGCGAGCCGCUGCGAUCCUCAAGGUUUACCACUCGUACGUCGAACAGGGAAUCUCGGUCCAGUUGCCGCCCAUCGAAGGGCCGCCGAUCGUCGACGAGAACGACGUUCGCCGAUUACUCAAUCGAGCCGAGGGCGAAGUCUUGAGAACCGUCAAGAAGGUCUCUACAGUGCCCAGCAUGGACUUGCGCCGAAAGACGCUGAGCGUGCGUGCCACGAGCGAAGGCGGGCGAUCGACCACCGAAUCGUGGACCUCGGUGGAGUGGAGGGCCUUGGAGAAAGCCUUGGUCGAGCAUGAGCGGGAAACGAGGCAGACGGGAGAGCCCGUCAAUUUUCGAACGGUCAUCAUGAAGUUUUUAGAUCGCGUCCAUGUGCACGAGACUGAGCUUGUAGGGGACUGGUCGAGGUGCGUUUUCCAUGCUAUUUCUAUUGUGUUUACUGUGCUGACCUGCAUUCUUCUGCUACACGCUCGACAGAGAGAAGAUGGUGACGCGCAUUACGGCACUGCGGGCUCGUCGCUCACAGACGCGCUCCUUGCGCUCUCAUUCAGUCGCCUCGACUUCCGAGCCCUCUCAAGGCCGCGUCGCUACGCUCGACCUCGAGCUCUCUCGCGCGGUCAACAAGGGAAAGCAGCGCGAGGUCUUGCCUCCGUCCGUGCCCGCUUCGGAGUUGUCAGACGACGACGGCCCCGAACACGACGCCGAAGACGACACCUUCUUCAGUCGUGGCCCUCGUCAGCUCAAGCUCCGCACGGAGAUCGAGAUCCGGCCGCUCGAGGAGGGCGAAGACGAGGAGGAAGAGCUGCCCAUCGUCCCACCCCUGGCUCUCGCCAGCAGUCGCUUUGCAUACCUUUAUGACGACGCGCCGAUCGAGAAGCCCAAGCUCCCCUCGCAGUCGUGGGGGCUCACCGACGAAAGCGAACGAGAAGGCACACCCGCGCCCCGUGAGGUGGAUCAAGCGGAGCAAGAGUGCCCACCCAGCACGGCGCGCAAAUUGAUGAGAUACCUCGGUUCUUUCGUGCGACGAUCACCCUCUGCACCAGCACAACAAGACGACAGUGGUCGAGCGGACGAGUCGUACACCACUUCCUCGUCGGGCAGUCCCGGACCCGAGAUGGCCGAACGAAGGGUUUGGUCCGAGGACGUUCAGCCCUUGCGCUUCACCGACAUGUCGAUCCCGCGCGAGACCGUCACCGACUCGGGUCGCAAGAUUGUACCCCUCCGUCCAUCCUUAUUUGAUCCCCCAGCCGCCUACGUUGAAAAGGAGAUGACGCUUGGUCGCCGUCGCAGCGUCACGGAGCUGAUCGACGCUUUGGAGGAACAAGAGAACUCGCGCGAAGAGGAAAGUCGAGUGAUUGAAGAGAUGGUGAGGAAGCGCAAAGCGCCUCCGGGGGACUUGCGAGCCAAGACCACGAGCUCGAUUGCGGUCGCUUAUCACGCGAGCGGGUCGGCACCUCUGCAGCGUGAUAAGACGACGACCACGCCUUCGACCGUUUACAUGAGCAGUCCUAGGAUGAUUCCGAGUGGGACACGGGCGACGGAUCGACCGCUGGGCGAAAGACCCAAGUCGAGGUUGGGCAUGGUCUAG
Microbotryum saponariae is the source of this 4438-nucleotide messenger RNA. NCBI's taxonomy places the organism in Eukaryota, Fungi, Basidiomycota, Microbotryomycetes, Microbotryales, Microbotryaceae. The record is from the annotation of a GenBank genome assembly.